Messenger RNA from Elgaria multicarinata webbii, 3333 nucleotides. RefSeq names its product proline rich 14 (gene PRR14). The record is from RefSeq and is a predicted model, not a curated record. The transcript is spliced from 12 exons. Gene Ontology annotation, cellular component: nucleoplasm. Bases 207 to 2393 code for a protein of 728 amino acids. NCBI's taxonomy places the organism in Eukaryota, Metazoa, Chordata, Lepidosauria, Squamata, Anguidae.
AGUGUCGAGGAGGGUAGUUAGGAGAAGGGCAGUGGGAGGAGGAAGAAGCAGAAGAAGGAGCCGACGACGACGACGAGGAGGAGGAGGAGGAGGGGGGAGAGCUGCCCACAGGAUAUUGUUAAGAGGUGAAGAAUGAGGACCUGGUGGACUGUCCCGGGGCGGCCUCCAAAUCCUUGAUCCUAGGGAGGUGCCUUCCGAGGCCAGCCAUGGAGUGCCCCCUUCUUGAAGGAACAUUGGAGGGGGACCCCCGGCCUGUGUCCACCUUGGAGAGGCGGAUCAGGCGACGGAAAGUAAUCAUCUACAGGCCUGCCCCUGAGGAGCUGGGAUCCCCCGUCCUGCGGCAGAAGCCCCUCGAGAGAGGCAGGACGUCUCCGCUCCCAUGCGCGGAUGCAGGGCGGUCGCCCAGCAAGAGGCAACGGCUCCGGCAGGGCUCGCCCCCGAGGGUGGAAAGGCACGGCUGGGUUUGUGGCAAGGCAGGCGAGACUCUAUGGCGUGUGGCGUCUCCCAUGGAGAAGCAGCAGCGGAGGGCGCUGGCUGUCGGCCUGGAGGACUUUUCCAUCACCCAAGUGCCUGAGGAUCCACCAGGGUGCCCACCUCUCCAAAGACCCACCACCUCUCUCCGCGAAACUGCCCUCAGCCCGGCUGCUGUGAGUGGAGACGUUGGUUCUAGGCCAGCGACGGGCCGGAGUAGUGCCAUCGGCAGGUUGUGUCCUGCCACGGGGAACUGCCCACCCUGCCAGGAGCCUCGGGAGCGGCUGACUCAUGCGUGCCGGCAGCUUUGGGACUGGAGGCCGUCUCCCCCUCAGUGCCGGGAGUCGGAGCGCCUGCAAGCCAAGCGGCAGCGCCUGCAAAAGGGCGUCCCCCUGGCCAACGGGACCAAUGGGGCCCGGGCCUCCCCGCCGGACCAGGCUCCCCUGCAGAUCGUGACCGUGGGUUUGGAGGACGGUGCCUUGAGCCAAGCCCUGGAUGCCGGCGCUGGCAAGGAGCAGCUGGAGACCUCCCCGCCCCCCUGCAGGAGCGAUCAGCUGACGUCACCUCCCCAAUCACCUUCUCUGGAUGCGGAAAAGCCGGCCCCUUCAGUCCUGGGUGAGCACAGCCAUCAAACAGGUGCGUCCUCCGAAGCGCGCUCCUCCUGGCCCCCUCCGGUUUCCACGCUCUUGCGUCCAUCAGCGCCUCCCCGUUUUCGGCAGUGGGGCCUGGCCCCUGUCUUCCAGACCAUGCGCUCGAAACUGGAAGCCUUUGCCGACAUCUUCCUCAGCCCGUCCAAGCCUGCCCUUCCGUCAGCCGAGGGGACGACACCAUCCCUGCCUCCGGGUCCCCGGGGAAAUGCGGACCAGGCAGCCGCCCAGGCAGGAACCCCGCGCCAAGGAGUCAACAUCGAGGUGAAAAUCGCCAUUUCGGAACCCCGUCCCCGGAAGAGAGGCUGUCCUCACGAAGCGGAGGAGGAGGAAGAGGAGCCAGGCAGUGUGGUGGUGAGCGGGCGGCCCCCCAUCCGCCAGUGGCGCCUGAACGAAGGGGACCCUGCUCCCCAGCCCCGCCUCGGACGCAGCUACUCCUGCCCGGACUUCCCCGGGGCUCGCGCUUGGCAGGCCUCCCCCACGGCCCUCCCUUCGUUCUCGCAGCUGCGGCAGCGCCGGCACACCGUCUGCAGCCUGGAAGUGUCCCGAGAGCUGGGCCGGCCCACCCCGCCCUGCCUACGCAAGGAAGUGUACCCGUUCAGCACGCCCCCCUCCCGCCUCCUGCUCGGCCCCCUGGGACAUGUGCCCCACUACGACAGCUCCUCCUACACUUCCCCGGUGCCUUCCUGCUGCCAUGAGUCUGACCCGGUGUGUUCCAGGGACAUCUCCCCCUCCCCAGACGGCAGACAGAAGGGGGCCAGGAUUGGCCUGGACGUGGCUGACUCUGAGCUGGUCACAUCAGAGCAGAUGAUGUUUUCCGAGACUGAGAUGAAGGGAUCCCAAGAGAACACCAUGGGAAAGGUCUCCUGCAUAAGAAUCCGGAAGACACCAGCCAGGCAACAGGCCAAUCUCACUCCCAUGGGGCUUCCUCGGCCUGUCAGGCUGAACAAGAAGGAGUUCAGUCUGGAGGAGAUCUACACCAACAAGAACUACCGCACGCCCACGGAGAAGAGGUCGUUUGAGACCAUCUUUGAGGUGCCGCUGGAGCGCAACGGGGCCCUCGUCUUCACCAGCCAGCGCAAGCUCAAGCGGGCUGUGGAGUUCCGGGAGGGAGGCCUUCCCCGCAAGCAGCGCAAAGCCCGUUCCCGAGGGGGCCGCCGGGCAGGCGGGGGGCGUCGUCGGCUGCCCCAGGCCCCAGAGCUGGAAGAGAUGCUGCAGCAGCGGCUAGCUGAGCUGGAUGCCCUAUUUGAGCAGGAAGAAGAGGAGGAGGGCUGAGCAGAGCAGAGCCUCCGUCUCUCCAGAGGAAAGGGCAGGGCUCCUCCUCCCCCCACUCCACGUGCCUCUUCCUUCCUCGAAACCAGCGAGAGCUGUGCUUUUUCCCCCUCCAAGCCACCAUUACCACUCCAGGUCUCCCUUUAUUCUCCUCCCCCCCCGCUGCCAAUUGGUUCCCUGUGACUGUGGCCUUGUAAUCCGUCGACCCUUCACCACUCUCUCCGAGCUGCUACGAAAAUGGGGGUCGGGCGUCACUCAAGGCCAACUGCCCGAUCGCCAUGGUGCCUUUUUUGGCGACACGUCAGUCCCCUUUCGCUCAGCUCUUUGGCUCCGGAGCACGAGGGGGACGAAUGUAUGCGGGGCCCCAAAGUUGCCCGUUCUCUGUACUCCGCUUCCUACGCACAAUCAGACCUGUGGUGCCUCGCCGGUGUGUGGGGGUGUUUGCGUGUGUAGGCCCAGCGUGCCAUCGUGCCACCUGCUAAAGACUUAGCCCAGUGAGGGACACGCCUAGCGGCAGUGGGGGCUAACUACUGUCCUCCUAAGGCUGCCAUUGCCACCAGAGCAAAACCUGAACGCAGAACACACGAGCCUGUUGGCUGGAACGGUCAAACAGAGGGAUUCUGGGAAAGCAGCAGCAGGGCCAGGCUUGUGCUGAAAUGUGAAGGCAGGAAAGAUGUGUCAAGAGGCUGGGAAAGGGGUCUGUGUCCUUGCCAAUUGUUACAGCACCGAUCCCUUGGGGGUCUCUGCCCUGGAUUGAGUCCCAAGUUUAGAUCAACUUUCUGGGGUUCUGUUAGGAAUGCUUGGGGGCGGGGGGAGGUUUGUUUGACAUUUUUUGUAUUAAGCUAUAUUUCUAAUAAACUUCACAGCUUGGGGGAAGAAGUGUAGUUUUGGUUGCUCUUUCACUGAACGCGCUCUGUGCCUGUGUGGACCCCGCAUGCGGUAC